This is a messenger RNA of Papilio polytes (common Mormon), 1227 nucleotides long. Its product is annotated as nucleoporin NUP159-like. The transcript has 10 exons. The record is from RefSeq and is a predicted model, not a curated record. Bases 115 to 1227 code for a protein of 370 amino acids. Lineage: Eukaryota; Metazoa; Arthropoda; Insecta; Lepidoptera; Papilionidae.
UCAAAUGAUAUUGACUUUGUGGUUUUAAUGAUUCUUCGUUAUAAAAAUAAUAAUUUGCAUUUGUGAACUGCUUAUCUAUUUAUUUAUUUAUUUAGAGUAACGAGUUUUCUUAACAUGAGUAAUAGAAAUGGUAGAAAAUCUUUAGGUGUUAAAAGACUCCUUUGCAGUUCGGAUGAUGAUGAUAGUGAUUCUCAAAUGGAAAAUCCAGUUUUUCAGAGAUCAAGUAAUGAUCCUAACUUACAAGCAGAAAAUGAAAUUGAAGAUACAGAAGAAAAUGAAAUGCCAAAUGCUCUGGCUGAUAGAGCGGCCACAAAAUCAGAGAGGGCACAUUUCUUUAAGAUGUUAAACAGACCCGCCAGAGCAUCUCCACAUGAAUCCGCAAUGGAACAUGAUUAUAAUAGACCAUCUGAAGUGUUUGACGAAAGCACCCCUAGGAAUAGUAAGGGAGUUGAUUUGAUGAAGAUACUCUCUAUACAGAGAGUGAAGCGUGGAAUGAAUGCUCGUAAUGCAGAGAGGAACGCGCCCUCGACGUCGAAUGUGGCCAAUGAGGAGACACCUGUCAGGGCGGAGGCACCGCGGGUACCUGUACCCACCCUGUCUGCGGCAAACAAAGAUGAGACGAGAGACUUUUACUUAUUACUUUUAUCGGUAAUACCGGAGAUGCUGGAGCGCGCCCGUUCUAUGGGGGGGCAGCCCCAGCCCUCCACCAGCGCGCAGGCCGCGCCGCCGUGCCCUCACACGGCUCUCUACACUGAGCUCACUGACAAUUCUGAUAAUGAAGAAGACCAACCGGAGAUGGAACCUCCGAGGAAUUACGAAAAUGACGCAAAUGACACAAAUGACGCAAAUGACGCAAAUGACACAAAUGACACAAACGACGCAAAUGACGCGAAUGACGCGAAUGACGCCAAUGACGCUAACGAUGUGGUGUCGGAAAAUAUCGAUGCGGUUAAUAUUUUGGCGGCACCGAUGAAGCAGGAGAUGGAUGAGGAGUGGGAUGGAGAUGGGGAGGAGGAGGGAGAGGGCGAGGCGGAUGGGGAGGGAGAGGGGGAGGGCGAGCCGGUUGGGGAGGGGGAGGGCGAGCCGGAGGGAGAUGUUGAGGUGGAAGAAGAGAUCGAUGUGGGGCACGAGGAGCGCCCGCAGCCGCCCCCUAGCGCCAACAGUGUAACACAAGCUACCACGGUUACUCCUAAUACGCAGAUGGUAGCUACAUUUCGUACACCGUGA